Messenger RNA from Drosophila busckii, 1263 nucleotides. RefSeq names its product maker154. The transcript is spliced from 2 exons. Bases 22 to 1182 code for a protein of 386 amino acids. The record is from RefSeq and is a predicted model, not a curated record. Lineage: Eukaryota; Metazoa; Arthropoda; Insecta; Diptera; Drosophilidae.
UGUCGAGCUACAAGCUACACAAUGGCGCAUUCAAUUCUGCUCUAUCUUUCAUUGGCGCUACUGUGCUUCGGCGCUACACAAGCGCAGGACCUUGCAGGACCUGCUAGAACUGCUGUCAAAAUGCUGGAAACGGUUACGAUGGUGCCAGUGCGUUUGCUAUACGCACUGCUAAAUGAGCGCAUGCCAAAGAAUCAUUUUUCAGCUGAUUUGGAUUUAAGAAAUGAUCUAAUAACGAUUGUUAAAGGUAAUCGAGGUAUGGGCAUUAGUGCAACAAGCUCUGAUGGCUUUACUGGUCAGUCUGGCUAUCAAGCUGGCCAAGCAUAUCCAGCAGGCGCAGUAUAUACGCAAGAUCCAGCUCAAGAUCAAGUAUAUGCGGCAAAUAAUAAUGAACAGGUAACUGAAAUUUAUGCACCACCAAUUGAGCUGCCACCCAUUGAAAGGCCACCGAAUUUCCAAUGGACUGCUACGCGUGUUUUAACUAUACUAACCACAUUGAAGGGUAACCUAGGCAUACCCGAGUUUGUGCGCAUACGCGGCAAUCCCAUAGACUUACUAUUUACUGUACUGGGUAUACCCGAUCCGCGUGCGCCCUUCAAUUUACUACCCGACAAAGAUCUGAAUGGUGAAAUUCACUAUGAGCCGCCACUUGUGCAACAGCAAGUGCAGCCAGUCUAUGGCAUUGCGCCUAGGCUGUGUACUGGCUGCAAUCAAUCCAUCAUUAGCAGACUUAUCAAUCAAUUGACUGGCGGCUUGGUUAACAUACGUUUUGGUCCCGCAUCUGGAUUUGUGGGCACUUUAAUAAACCGUUUAACAUUGGGUCUUAUAAAUCUACAAACUGGCAUACAAGUGCCCACAUUCUUUGCGCGCAUGAUUGGACUGCUGCCUGCACCGCCAGGUCAAACUGGAGUUGGUGCUAGCUUCCGCUUCAGACUGCCUGGCAUUCCAUUUGGCAUACGCUUUACCUGGCCUGGCAUGUUCGCUGGUCUCUUCAGUCGCGCAAGUGGCAGCGUCUAUACGCAGCAGCAGCAACUUACAGGCUACAAUCCUGAACCAGGAUUUAUGAGUUUACUAUUUCGCAUCAUCUUUGGACGCUGGCCUAUUGGAUUCGCUCAACCAAUUGUAGGUGCUCCUGCAACUCCUAUGCAAAAUUUGGGACGCAUGUUAAGCACAAUUGUGGGAUAAGCUUAUGCAUGCCCAUUGGUGAAUGGAUAAAGCAUAUAAAAAAAUUAAUAAAACCUAAGCAGCAUUUUAUAUUUAUAUUUG